AUGUAUCCAUUGGUUUUGCUUCCUCCAAAAUCUGUCCCACCAUUUUGGCAUGCUUUGUUUAUCAUCUUGGUUAAUGAUUCAAUGGCGAGACAGGCGGCUAUGGUCUUCAAGUGUAUACUUUUAAUGUACUACAAGAACACAGGUGGCCAUAAUUAUAGGAAACAGGGUCAAAUGUUAACUCUGGUUGAGUACACCUUACUUCUGUAUCGUACUUUGUUGCCUACCCCUGUUUGGUAUCGAUUCUUUUUGAACAAAGAAUAUGGAAGUAUCUUUUCAUCAGUUACAGCAGGAUUAUACUUAACUUUCAAGCUUACAUCUGUCAUACAGAAGAUACGAUUGGUGUUGGCUGCAUUAAGGGUGUUGUCUCGUAAAGAGGUGCAUUAUGGUUCAUCUGCAUCUACUGAGCAGGUGAGUGCUGCUGGAGAUCUUUGUGCCAUUUGUCAGGAAAAACUGCACUCUCCAAUUGUGUUACGGUGUAAACAUAUAUUUUGUGAAGAAUGUGUAUCAGAAUGGUUUGAGCGGGAGAGGACAUGCCCAUUAUGUAGAGCCCUUGUGAAACCAGCAGACAUAAAAUCGUAUAGUGAUGGAUCAACAAGCCUAUGUUUCCAGUUUUUUUGAUAUUUAACAAACAGUAGAUAAAGUACAUGUAGAUCUUUAAAGCCCUAUCAAGAUAUCUGUUAACUGUGGGACAAUCGUAUACCAACAAGGCCACAUGCAUCGACCCCAUUAGUUGUCCCAUGAAUAAAAAAAUGUGUAUUUUUUGUGAAAAAGGUAAAUGUAAUGCACACAUGGUAUUGAAAAUGUAUGUAAAGAUGUGUGUUAUCACAUUAUGUAUUUUUUUUUUGUGAAAUAAAUUAAAAAGCCCUAUUUCGCUA
Molecule: messenger RNA, 875 nt
Organism: Lactuca virosa
Lineage: Eukaryota; Viridiplantae; Streptophyta; Magnoliopsida; Asterales; Asteraceae
Source: the annotation of a GenBank genome assembly